GGCGUCCUGUACUUCAUGAACAAUGGGCGUGUUUUUGUGACCGAUCUGUUUGGAUUUCCGUCGCAAACCCAAUGCUGUUGUGUCUCUUUACACCCUUGGUCGCUGUAGCCUAGCGGAAAAGACAUGUCACGUGAGCGGUUGACCUCGCUGCCCAUGCCGGAGGACAGGACAAGGUCUGACCGCCUGUCACGUGACCGACUGUCCUCCCUGGUGCUGAAAAAAGACGCCCCGGAGGAGAAGGCAGAUGAGGAAGACGAUGAACGGGAUAGGAAAGGAGGGCUGUUUGCCAAGUACGGCAGGAAGGUUGCCUUGGCAACGAGGCUUAUCCGCAAGAAACCGAAAGAAGACGAACAGGACGAUCAAGUUGACUCUGUCAAGAGAAAAUUUCUUUUCGACACCAAGCUAACUUUGAUCGGUUCCAAACUGAUGCACGCCCUGGCGGACCAAGAGGAGGUGGUGGACAUCCAUGACGUCAUCGACAUGGAUGACGAGGGGAUAGAAGACUUCGUGGCGCGGCGGGUGGGCGCCAUGUUGGACACCAUGAUCUUCCGACUCAUUGUCUUCGGCCUGAUCAUCGUCAACUCCGUCCUCAUCGCCAUGCAGACGGACGAACAGCUGUCCAUCGACUACGCGGCGCUGUUCUCCAUCUUUGACCAGUUCGUGCUGACGAUCUUCAUGUGGGAGAUCCUGCUGAAGUGGUACUACGGGUUUGCCGUCUUCUGGAAGGAGAGCUGGAACAUCCUGGACUUCGUCAUCAUUUUGGCCCUACUGCUGGGGCCGACUCUGAAGUUCCUGGGCAGCAGCAGGAUCCUAAGAAUCCUUCGGGUCCUUCGAGCGUUCCGGAGCCUGCGCAGUGUCAGCGCCCUGACUGGACUGUCUAUGAUCGUGCAGACCGUCAUGCAGUCUAUACCAGACAUGGCGAACAUCGUGCUGCUGCUGCUGAUCCUGCUGACCGUGCUGGGCGUGUCCGGCGUCACGCUCUUCGGCAAGCAGGUGGAGCAGUUCAGCGACCUGCCGACAGCCAUGUUCUCGCUGUUUAUCUGCGUGACUCAGGACGGGUGGAUGAAGAUAUUCACCAAGUUUCGGGACCUUGGCGGAAACUACGUGAUGGGCGGGGCUAUCUACUUCAUGAUCUCCAUAACUAUCGGCGCUUUCGUUUUCGCCAAUCUGGUGGUCGCCGUGGUGGUCACAAACCUGGACAAAGCGAUGAAAGAAGUGAAUGAAGAACGGAAAAAAAUGGAAGAUACUUUGUCCACCAAGCCAAAAGAUCACCCAGGGGAUUCAGACGAUGCCCACAAACACAGUGGAGCGGACAAGGUCCCCCUGUUCUACAUGUCGGACUUGCUCAGGCAUGUGCAUGUUGGGAACCAAGUGCCUCUACAGCACGUGGACCUGCGGAAGUUAUCCCUGGACAGGGUGGAGAACUACCUGCUGAUUCUGGUCACCAUGGAGAAGAACCUGGCCGAGUACAAGGAGCUGCGGCAGCAGCUGGAACAGAUCUUCACUACCGUUCAUGGCCUGAACCAGAAGAGAACAGAGGUCCAGCAGUCGUCUUCUUCCUCCCGCAUGCUGGCCAAGCUCAGGCUCAUAGCAGAGGACUCAGUGGACCCAAACCUGGGGACCAAAGGAGACAUCCUGUCAAACCUGAUGGCCGUGAAGGUUUCUGGGCCCGAGCCUGAGGCUCAGUCCUUUGCUGCCAGGUCACGCAAGCGCUCUUCAGUCAUCGCACCUGGCGAGUAUAAAGACUACAUCUCCGAGGCUGCCAAGCAGAUUGCACGCCGCAAUUUAUCAGUGUCUACCUAGCGAGACUACUUCCUGUGAGAAAGGAAUCUGCCAGCCUGGCUGCCAUCCUAGUUAUGUAACUGGGACUCCUAUUCUCAGCUUUACCCUACUAGGUAAAGAAGGAGUACAAAGCCUGCAAUAAAGAUGAAGUGAAAACAAAAACAAAA
Messenger RNA from Branchiostoma belcheri (Belcher's lancelet), 1949 nucleotides. Its product is annotated as cation channel sperm-associated protein 4-like. The transcript is spliced from 16 exons. Gene Ontology annotation, molecular function: calcium-activated cation channel activity; voltage-gated calcium channel activity. Bases 124 to 1803 code for a protein of 559 amino acids. Gene Ontology annotation, biological process: flagellated sperm motility; sperm capacitation; sodium ion transport. The record is from RefSeq and is a predicted model, not a curated record. Gene Ontology annotation, cellular component: sperm principal piece; CatSper complex; acrosomal vesicle. NCBI's taxonomy places the organism in Eukaryota, Metazoa, Chordata, Leptocardii, Amphioxiformes, Branchiostomatidae.